CCUCACAAUCCCAUUCCUAUAAACGCUUCCUCUUCUUCUUCACUCUUCGAGCUCCUUCUUCAAUAUUUCUGGAAUCCGCUCUCUGAAAUCCUCGAGCUUCUGGUGAAAAUGUCGAAUAUCGGAACUUCAAAGGGAGUACUGGAGAUUGCCAAAUUCGGGCUCUACGUCUCCAUCCCCAUUGUUCUUAUGUACACUUUUGCUAACAACAGUAAGAACAUCCAGAGAUUCAUGGGAAAUCGUUCUUAUGUAGUAUAUCCGCCAGAGGCGCCGAGGCCUCCGUCUCCAGAGGAAAUGAGGGAGAUGGCACGGGAACUAGCUAGGAAGAACAAUUCGCGUUGAUGAUCUGAUGAUUCGGUGGGUGUUGUAACUUGGUAAGGUUGAAACCCUCAGGAAACCAUCCUCUGACCUAUAAUUCGGGAAUGGGAAAUGGAGUACUCUUUCUAGCCUUUCAAAUUGGUUAAAAGAUAUCGCAGUCUGGAAGCUGAAAGAGGUGUCAAGUGACUAUUGUUACUAAUUGAAUUAAGUGUGGCUUGCAGUACCAAGUAUAGCGUUGAAACUCGAUCAUCAAUUGUUUUUCAACAGUUGCAGACUCGGCCCCAUCCGUGCCUGUUGGUUCCUAGUGUUUAUCCUGCAAGACAUCCCAGAUCAAUGCGGUCAAUUGUGAUUGCUUUUACAACGAUGUCUUUCUCGGAAACUAUCCCUUAGUAAAGUAAGUUUCUAUUCGAGCCAAAGUCAUUUACAUUGCCCAUGGCUGCUUGGCCAUAGCUCGGGUAACAGGAUUUACGGUGUAAAAAUGAGUGGCUUUGGAGAGAGACGUAAUGCAUGAUAUCAUAUCAGAAACAUGUACCUGCAAACCAUUUCAUGGGUAGACAUGUGGCACAAUUCCAACGUUGGAGGGAGUCAAAAUGUAUUCAAUAUCAAAUUCUAGACUAAAUUAUCUUUGCACUUUCUGUAAAUAACUGUAAAUUUCCCUGCUCUUUCCAGGAAAGAGUCAACCAUCAAAUGCUAAAGAAGUAGGUUUGGCUUGGGGGACA
Molecule: messenger RNA, 1034 nt
Organism: Rosa rugosa (rugosa rose)
Lineage: Eukaryota; Viridiplantae; Streptophyta; Magnoliopsida; Rosales; Rosaceae
Exons: 4
Coding region: 109-339 (76 amino acids)
Biological process (GO): mitochondrial respiratory chain complex IV assembly
Cellular component (GO): mitochondrion
Source: RefSeq, a predicted model, not a curated record